AUGAGGGUUGAGUCUGAGAGCGUGGGAGGCUCCCAUGCUGAUAUUUCUCGUGAGCGGCGCACUCAGCAGGAUACUGAUUCCCGUCGGGGGUCUAUCAUGUCGACCCAAACUUUUCCGGAGUCAGGGCCACUUCCUGUGCUGCAAACUCUAGCCAAUGAGAAAAUCAUCGCCUCUGGGAACGGAAUUACUGUCGCAAUUGCUCAAGCCGAGCCUGUGAUCUUUCUCGAGGACGCAGAUAGCGGAGACAGUUCAAAGGCCGCCAUGCUCAGGGGCCAUUUGCAUAUCAAGGUUACCAAGACGACCAAAAUCAAGAGAAUACUCCUCACAUUUAAGGGUGUGGUAAAUGCAACGUGGUCGGAGAGUUUACCAAGCCAGAAACAUUUUUACCGUGAUAGCCGCGGUGUUAUGACCCAUAUAUGGCCCUUUUAUGAUGACAGAUAUAUAACCCAGCAAAAUCGUUAUGGUGCCGAUUAUUUUCGACUGCUUCACCCCAAGAAGGGAGCACCAACCUACCCAACCUCCGGACUCUUCCCACGGUCUCGCUCCUCUGUAAGUUUAGAUCGCAUGGCAAAAGAGUUUAGGCGACUUUCACUCCCACACAGUUCAUCACGAAGCUUCGCAAGCGAUGAAUUUGCUACCCCCUCAGCCUCCGCACAGACGGGCUAUACGUUGUUUCAGCCAGGUGAUUAUAUCUACAAUUUCGAGCUACCAAUCGACUCUCACUUUCCAGAAACUAUAAAAACUGAUUAUGGGUCUGUCAAAUAUUCGCUUGAGGCGUUUGUCGAACGAGCGGGCGUGUUUCGUCCAAACAUUUCAGGCUCAAAAGAAGUGCUUCUCGUUCGGACUCCAUCGCAGAACUCGUUAGAACAGGUUGAACCAAUCGCGAUUUCUCGCUCAUGGGAAGACCAGCUUCAUUACGAUAUCAUUAUAUCGGGCAAAUCAUUUCCUUUAGGGGCACAAAUCCCGAUUGCAUUCAAACUUACGCCCCUUGCUAAAGUUUCAUGCCAUCGGAUCAAAGUUUACGUAUCCGAGACAGCUCUGCAUUGGUCAUUAGGCAAUGUCGAGCAUCGUACAGACAAAAAUCGACAAAUCCUGCUCUUUGAUAAACGUGCUGGAUUUCCUGUGAUCAGUACAUAUCCAGGAAGCAAGUUACGAAUCACUUCGGGCGGUGGCAUUCGAUGGGAAGAUCGCGAGGCUGCAGCACGUGGCGUUGAAAUAUCCGAUCCCAUGUGUACGAAUCUCCUCGGCGAUGUUGAGAAUGACUUCGGUGCUGGGCCAACAGAGAUGGAAUUUGACGUGCAGCUUCCAACAUGUCCGCUCAUGCGGAAUGUUGAGUCGGCUCAGAAAUUGCAUUGCGACUCCGCGUACGAUAAUAUCACUAUUAACCACUGGAUCAGGAUCGUCCUUCGACUAUCAAGGCCCGAUGAAAACUACUCCCAUAAGCGCCGCCACUUUGAGAUUUCAAUCGACUCGCCAUUCCACAUUCUAUCCUGCCUGGCAAAGCAAUCAAACCUUGCACUUCCACAUUAUACAUCUCCUACGUCAGCCCCAUCUGCAGAGUAUGAAUGUGGCUGUCCUGAUGCUAGACCUCUCGCCCCACCCACUUCAAUGAACACUGGGCUAGGCGAUCUCAAUAUGAUCCUCAAUAUUUCCAACGCUAGCGACGGCUCCCCCAUCUAUACGCCGCAGUCCUCUUCCUCUGAGUCUGUAGACCGCGCCCGUGAGGACACACAGCCUACAGAUUCCGGGGACUCUUUAAACAUGCGCACCCGACCUAUCCACCUCAUACGAGUCCCGUCAUUUGCACCACCGCCAUUCGAAGACAUUCCCCCGCCUCCUCCUGUCAUGACCCCGCCACCUGAUUAUGCCGCGAUCAUGCCGAAUCAGGACCCCAAUAGGGGCCUUGUCGAUUAUUUUCAACGGCUACACCAAGCCGAACAGGAGUAUGACCAGAACACGCGCGGGAAUGCUAGGGUGGAUGUGCCUCUAACUCCAGGUGGAAGAGUGCACCGAAGCAUUGAGAUCCCAAGGGGAUUUUUCCCAGGGGUGGAGGCCAUUACUGAAUGA
Ophidiomyces ophidiicola is the source of this 2067-nucleotide messenger RNA. RefSeq lists its product as uncharacterized. Gene Ontology annotation, molecular function: ubiquitin protein ligase binding; protein-macromolecule adaptor activity. The coding region runs from base 1 to 2067 and encodes 688 amino acids. Gene Ontology annotation, cellular component: cytosol; cytoplasm. NCBI's taxonomy places the organism in Eukaryota, Fungi, Ascomycota, Eurotiomycetes, Onygenales, Onygenaceae. Gene Ontology annotation, biological process: ubiquitin-dependent endocytosis. The record is from RefSeq and is a predicted model, not a curated record. The transcript has 3 exons.